UUUGCAAUACGGUAGGACAUUGGUAAUAGUGUAACACGUGCCAUCAGAUUGACACCCGCCUCUUCUGCCUUCUUCUCCCAGAAAUUUAUCUGAUCUUCAAUUCAAUUGGAUUUUUAUACAAAAUUUUAUCAAUCAGCUUCAUAUCAAAAGGGGUUGAACUUUUAAGAAUUGACUGAUGGAAGCCACUGGGGAAGCGAAGGUUGGUAGCCUGUUGAAUAAAAUCCAGCCGCCUCGUCUUGAAGACGCAGGUCUUGAGGACUGUGCACUCCCCCCAGACUCUAUACAAGAAGCCUUUCUCAAAGCUGCUACUGCAGUUCGCUCACGUAUUUUCCACACAUCAGAUGAUGAAUCUGACGAAGAAUGUGUUAACGACCCAUGGCCUUAUAAUGGAACUUCCGGUGAUAAGCUCACCGGAGUCACAUCUGAGGCUGGUCUGCCCGGCGCUUGUGUGCCAAAGAAAGGUGCUGGGUUACCUGCAAUGACUGGAGACGAGGUGGUCGUGGGCAGCAGAGAGGGUAUGCCAGAUAAGGUGGUGGAACCAGAUGUGCCAGAUGAGCCAGAGAAAUCAUGUGUUGAUGGAUUGCAAGGGUUAAAGAUAGGAGAGAAAAAGGAUAACGGUAAGAAAUCUGAAACUAAUACAGCAUCAAAGGAGCAGGAAGAAGAAGACGAGAAAAGGCCAGACUUGACUGAAGUUUGUAUAUGAUGUGUUAACCUUAUGUUUGUAGUAGUCAAAUAGUUUUAUGUUUUCAUUUUCUGCUAUAGAUCUUUAGAAUCUGGCUCAGAUCAGUACGCAAUAUAAAGCGUAAAACUCGAGCAGUCGUUGAAGUUUGUAUUCCUUUUUGUUCGACUAAACAAGACGUAGUUAGUUAUUAUGAGUUUGAUAGCUGAAAGCCUGAAAGGGUGAGUUGCAGGCUCUUGUUUUCCUUUCCA
Molecule: messenger RNA, 930 nt
Organism: Erigeron canadensis
Lineage: Eukaryota; Viridiplantae; Streptophyta; Magnoliopsida; Asterales; Asteraceae
Exons: 2
Coding region: 176-703 (175 amino acids)
Source: RefSeq, a predicted model, not a curated record